Molecule: messenger RNA, 3238 nt
Organism: Phascolarctos cinereus (koala)
Lineage: Eukaryota; Metazoa; Chordata; Mammalia; Diprotodontia; Phascolarctidae
Source: RefSeq, a predicted model, not a curated record
CCUCUCUCCCCAUGAAGAAGAGUCCCCUCCUCCUCCUCCUCCUCCUCCUCCUGCUGCUUCUCCUGCUCAGAGUUCCUGCCUCCAGCUGCCAGGGGGACAGCCAGCCAGCAGCAGGAGGGGAGAACUUACCUAGGUGCACGUCACAGAGGUGUCAGAGGGUAACAAGAUUUCAUGGACCUGGAGGUAAAGGACUUUUGAGAAAGGACCUCUUCAUGGGCCUACGGAAGCCUCAGUGGUGAAGUGGUCCUAUUUUUCCCACUUACUACAUUGUCCUCUCUGCUGCCAUCCUGGAAUCAUCCAUGUGGGUAACUGCUUCGGAGAUAGAGGCCCACUCACCUUGUGUGGACAGCUCUCAGUUCUGCCCAGUAGGAGGUGCUGCAGCGACAGAAGGCCAUUUCUUCUGCUGAAUUUUGAGCUUGGGCUUACCACUUGUGUUCGGAGUCUGGGCCCGAGGAGUGACAGGUUAACAUUCAGCUCAGAGUUCCAGGAGUGCCUUCAGGGGACCAGAGAGCUGAAGGAAAGCUGGCUUUUCUGAAAGUUGCUGCAGUGAGAAGACAUUUAUCAUAUUGAACAAAGACUGAAGAAACUGUAGAAUUAGCAGAAACAUUAGAAAAAGUGGAGAAGUUAGAGGAUGGAGUUGCAGACUCUACAGGAGGCCCUUAAAGUGGAAAUUCAGGUUCAUCAGAAACUGGUUGCUCAAAUGAAGCAGGAUCCACAGAAUGCUGAUCUGAAGAAGCAGCUUCAUGAACUCCAAGCCAAAAUCACAGCUUUGAGUGAGAAACAGAAAAGAGUCGUGGAACAGCUUCGGAAGAAUCUGAUAGUAAAACAGGAACAGCCAGACAAGUUCCAGAUACAGCCGUUGUCGCAGCCUGAAAACAAGCUUACGCCAGCCCAGCAGCAGCCACCACCACCGCUCCCACCUCUGCCACCACUCCCGCAGCAGCAGCAGCAGCAGCAGCAGCAGCAGCAGCAGCAGCAGUACCACCACCAGCAGCAACCAGCUGCCCCCUCUCCUAACCUGACCGCCCCAUCACAGAAGACUGUAACUACAGCUUCUAUGAUCACCACAAAGACGCUACCUCUUGUCUUGAAAGCAGCAACCGCAACCAUGCCUGCCUCUGUUGUGGGCCAGAGACCCACCAUUGCCAUGGUGACUGCCAUAAACAGCCAGAAGGCCGUGCUCAGCCCCGACGUGCAGAGCGCACCCGUCAACCUCCAGACGUCGAGUAAGGUCGCUGGGCCCGGGGCAGAGGCUGUUCAGAUUGUGGCAAAAAACACCGUGACUUUGGUUCAAGCGACACCUCCUCAGCCCAUCAAAGUACCACAGUUCAUCCCUCCUCCCAGACUCACUCCUCGUCCAAACUUCCUUCCCCAGGUCCGGCCCAAACCAGUGGCCCAGAACAACAUCCCCAUCGCACCCGCACCCCCUCCGAUGCUGGCAGCCCCUCAGCUCAUCCAGAGGCCUGUGAUGCUGACCAAAUUCACCCCGACGUCCCUGCCCACGUCCCAGAACUCCAUCCACCCUGUGCGCGUUGUGAAUGGGCAGACAGCGACCAUUGCCAAGACGUUCCCUAUGGCUCAGCUCACCAGCAUUGUGAUUGCCGCUCCCGGGGCCCGCCUGGCUGGGCCUCAGACUGUGCAGCUCAGCAAGCCAAGCCUCGAGAAACAGACCAUUAAAUCGCACACAGAAACAGAAGAGAAGCAGGCAGAAAGUCGAACCGUCACCCCACCUGCUGCACCUAAGCCAAAGCGAGAAGAGAAUCCACAGAAACUUGCCUUCAUGGUAUCUCUAGGGCUGGUGACGCAUGACCAUCUAGAAGAAAUCCAGAGCAAGAGGCAAGAAAGGAAAAGGAGGACAACAGCCAACCCUGUGUACAGCGGAGCCGUGUUUGAGCCCGAGCGUAAGAAGAGUGCAGUCACAUACCUGAAAAGCACAAUGCAUCCUGGGACCCGGAAGAGAGGUCGUCCACCAAAAUACAAUGCGGUACUGGGCUUUGGAGCCCUGACCCCAGCAUCCCCCCCAUCCAGUCAUCCUGACUCCCCUGAAAAUGAAAAGACAGAGACCACAUUCACUUUCCCUGCACCUGUUCAGCCUGUGUCCCUGCCCAGCCCCACCUCCACAGACGGUGAUAUCCAUGAGGAUUUUUGCAGCGUUUGCAGGAAAAGUGGGCAGUUGUUAAUGUGUGACACGUGUUCCCGUGUGUAUCACCUGGACUGUCUGGACCCUCCUCUGAAAACUAUUCCCAAGGGCAUGUGGAUCUGUCCCAAAUGUCAAGACCAGAUGCUGAAAAAGGAAGAAGCGAUUCCCUGGCCUGGGACUUUAGCAAUUGUUCAUUCCUAUAUUGCCUACAAAGCAGCGAAAGAAGAGGAGAAACAGAAGCUGCUUAAAUGGAGUUCAGAUUUAAAGCAGGAGCGGGAGCAGCUGGAGCAGAAGGUGAAGCAGCUCAGCAAUUCUAUAAGUAAAUGCAUGGAAAUGAAGAACACCAUUCUGGCGAGGCAGAAGGAGAUGCACAGCUCCCUGGAGAAGGUCAAGCAGCUGAUACGCCUCAUCCACGGCAUCGACCUGUCCAAGCCCAUGAACUCUGAGGCUGGCUUGGCGGCCGUGCCCAACGGCCCAGACUGCACGCCCCCCGCGCCCGCGGCACCCUCCACGCCGGUGCCCGCGCCCUCGCCGAGCUGCACAGUGAACUGUAACAAGGGUGAAGAGACUAAAUAACGGGGCCCAGCCGAGGGGCUGGCAGUGGGACCCGAGAACGCCAGAAAAGCCGAGCCGGGUUUCUUCUGGGAAGGGCAGGAUUCCUUUGGUUAAAGCUUUGGCUCCAGAGAGAGAAGAUGCUUGUGCCAGGUGGUGCCGGAGUUUGCCAAUCGAUCCUCCUUAUUCUGUGUGUACGUGCAAAGUCUGGACCGCAUCACAUGAAACAGUGCCAGCUGGGGGUGCUUUGCCAGCACCGUGCCAAGUGAAAUAUAUAUUUACUCUCUCUAUUCUACACCAGUGUGUGCCUGCAGCAGCCUCCACAGCCACGCGGGGUUGGGUUGGGUUGGGCUGGGCUGGGGAGCAGGGAAGAAGAGGAGAGAAGGUUUCAGAUCCUUAUUCGCUGAGCAGUUGGUUUAGGUGGGGAAAAGAAGUCCAAAGAGUGUGUGGGCUUUCCUGUUUCUAAACUCUCACGACUGUAAAACCAAAAACAACAAAAAAAGGAAAUCCAGAUUUAAGCAAUCGCAGUGCCCAGAAGGGGCGGGG